Messenger RNA from Pundamilia nyererei, 1660 nucleotides. RefSeq names its product protein arginine methyltransferase 2 (gene prmt2). Lineage: Eukaryota; Metazoa; Chordata; Actinopteri; Cichliformes; Cichlidae. Bases 150 to 1406 code for a protein of 418 amino acids. Gene Ontology annotation, molecular function: protein binding; histone methyltransferase activity; protein-arginine N-methyltransferase activity. The record is from RefSeq and is a predicted model, not a curated record. Gene Ontology annotation, cellular component: nucleus. The transcript has 9 exons. Gene Ontology annotation, biological process: peptidyl-arginine methylation, to asymmetrical-dimethyl arginine; chromatin remodeling.
UGUAGCUGAAAGUAGGAGUUUCGCCGCUCGAUUCACUCUAAACACACAGUGGGGGGUUUUUUGUAGUUUUUUUUUUUGUUGCUCUGCACGUGAAAUUGUUUGGCUUGUUUGUUAGAGAAAAACAACCAGCGAAAGUGUCAAAAGCAAAUAUGCAGACGGAGGAUGAGGAUGAGGCGUCCUGUGAGGAGUACGUUGCCCGGUCAGAUUUCACUGGAAGUAGCACCGAUCAGCUUAGUUUCAGCAGAGGGGACAGACUGCUCGUGCACGCCAAGCCCUCCUCAGAGUGGUGGUGGGCAGAGCUGCAGGGGGUCAUAGGUUAUGUCCCUGCCAGCUACAUGAGCCAGGAUGCUGCAGGGGAGGAGGAGGAGGACCCCUCAAUAGAAGACCCGUGGCAAGAUGAAGAAUACUUUGGCAAUUAUGGAACGCUGAGGCUUCACCUGGAGAUGCUGUCAGACAAGAGCCGCACUGAGGCAUACCGGCAGGUUAUUCUCAGCAACAGUGCUUCUCUCAGCAGCAAGAGGGUAAUGGACCUCGGCUGUGGGACUGGCAUCAUCAGUCUGUUCUGCGCUCAGUUGGCACGCCCCUCAAUGGUGUAUGCUGUGGAGGCGAGCUCAAUGGCAGAGUACACCAGGCAGCUGGUGAAGCAGAACGGCUAUGAUGAGGUGGUCACAGUGCUUCAGGGGCGGGCUGAGGAGAUCGAGCUGCCUGAGCAGGUGGACGUCCUGGUUUCUGAGUGGAUGGGUAACUGCCUUCUGUUUGAGUUCAUGGUGGAGUCAGUUCUGCUGGCCAGGGACCGCUGGCUUAGAAAUGGUGGCACAAUGUGGCCCUCCUCUGCGGCCCUCACCUUUGUGCCAUGUCAGGCCGACAGCUAUUAUGCCGAGAAAAUGGCCUUCUGGGAGCGGCCAUAUGGCCUCGACUUCACUCCUCUUCAGCCUUUGGCACAGCAGGAGUUCUUCACCAAGCCCAAGUUCAGCCACAUCAUUGAACCAUGUGACUGCCUCGCUGCUCCUUGUGAUGUCAUCUCCUUCGACAUGUACACUUUACAAGUGGGAGACCUCGAGGAAAUGAAGGGUCAGUUUCAUUUUUGUGUGGAGAAGUCUGGAGUUUUCCAUGGAUUCACCGCCUGGUUCACUGUUUGCUUCGAGAGCCUGGAGGCAGGAGGCGCAACUGUGGAGCUAAACACUGGCCCCAACUCUGGGCCAACACACUGGAAGCAGACAUUGUUCAUGCUAGACAGGCCAGUAAGUGUAUGCGCAGGAGACUCGAUCAGUGGAACCAUUGUCCUCCAGAGAAAUCCUGUCUGGAGGCGCCACAUGACCGUUACCCUGCACUGGACCAUUAAAGGGAGCACAGACAAUCCAGACAACUCCCAGGCUGGAACAAAGAGUUUCCCCAUGUGGAGGUGACACAUAUUCGCUCAUCACCGGUGGAGAUCUAAAAUAGAAAAACAGUCUAAUAAAAUUAAACUGUUCGGCUGUGAGACUGCUGCUGAAGCGGACUGGUGUGUUGCUCACAUGUUGCAAUGAAUGUGCCAGAGGAAUGCCUGCUAUCAUAGUGAUGAGCCCGAUUGCUGCAAUCACACCACCCUAAGAGCACGUUUACUGCUCAUUUUUAUUGAAGGGCAAAAGAACUUUACAUAAAGCAGCGCUGUGUCGCACAG